AAGGUAGAUAAAAAAACUGAAUUCUAUUCUCAACAUCUAGCCUUCUCUUCCCCUAAGGAAAAAAUGGCAACCUCACAGUUGAACUCAAAAUCCCAUUUCCAUGCUCGUUCAAACAGCUUACCCUCUAGACCACACCCACUUAUCCUACAAUGCAAUGAGCACUUGGACAGGUUAAAGGCUUCCCAUGAAACUUCUUCUUCCUCUUCAACCCUUAGCCAAAAGCUAGGAGGUUUGCAAGAUCUACAUGAAUGUGUAGAAAAUUUGUUUCAGCUUCCCCUCACUCAAGAAGCACUUCACCGUGAGAGUCAAGAAAACUGGGUGGAUGAGCUUCUGAAUGGAUCCUUAAGGCUCUUAGAUGUGUGCACAACCGCCAAAGACUCUCUACUGCACACAAAAGAGUGCAUGAGAGAACUUCAAUCGAUUAUGAGAAGGAGAAAGGGGGGUGAAGUAGAGCUCAGAUCAGAGAUUAAGAAGUUCUUGACUUCAAGAAAGGUGGUCAAAAAGGCCAUCUCAAAAGCCUUGGCAAAUUUGAAGGGUACCCCAAGAAAAUGCAGCAUGUCAUCACCUGCAAACAAAGAUAAUCAAACAGUAGCUUUGGUAAAUUUAAUGGAGAACGUGGAAGUGGUCACUCUAUCAGCAUUUCAGACGCUACUUCAUUUGAUCUCAGGGAGUGCACAAUCAAAGUCAAGCAGCUGGAGUUUGGUUUCCAAGCUAAUGCAGACGAAGCAAGUAGGGUGCUCAAAGUUGGCAGAUGAAUGUGAAUUUGCUCAACUUGAUGAAGCAUUGCAAUCCUGCAUGUUUUCCCAUACAAGUAAAUUUGAUAACAUUAGUAGACUGCAAAACCAGUUGGAGAAAGUGGAGUCGCUUGUUCAAGAUCUUGAAGAAGGUUUUGAAUUUCUGUUUAGGCGUUUGAUAAAGACCAGAGUUUCCCUUCUUAACAUCCUCAAUCACUAGUUAAGAUCAUUGGGGUAUCAACUUUUGUAAUAUAUAUAUACAGAGAGAUAAAUUGAAACAUUUUAAUCAGAUUUU
Messenger RNA from Vigna angularis (adzuki bean), 1029 nucleotides. RefSeq lists its product as uncharacterized. Gene Ontology annotation, biological process: shoot system development; root development. Bases 64 to 954 code for a protein of 296 amino acids. The transcript has a single exon. The record is from RefSeq and is a predicted model, not a curated record. NCBI's taxonomy places the organism in Eukaryota, Viridiplantae, Streptophyta, Magnoliopsida, Fabales, Fabaceae.